Phytophthora nicotianae INRA-310 is the source of this 2288-nucleotide messenger RNA. RefSeq lists its product as hypothetical. NCBI's taxonomy places the organism in Eukaryota, Oomycota, Peronosporomycetes, Peronosporales, Peronosporaceae. Bases 72 to 2288 code for a protein of 738 amino acids. The transcript has 2 exons. The record is from RefSeq and is a predicted model, not a curated record.
AGCUGGGUAUCGUCUAUGGGGAAAACUUGGAAUAGCUUCGGUGGCUAUCGUGGAAGACUUCAUCGCAGGACAUGAAGCGAAAGGAGUUGCUGGCUGCGUGCGAAGAGCUGGUCAAGUCAUUUGAUCCCGCAAAGACAACAAUCGACGCCCAUGCGACGGAAGAACUUCAAAGAUUAUCCUCUGUGAGUGAUCAGCGGUUCCUUCAGCAGGUUCUUUACGGCUCGUAUCGCUAUCGAGAACUCUUGCGUCCCAUGCUCACAAUAUUUCUCGACUCACAUUCCAGUCAGGUGAGUCGAACUGACUACACCAAGUUUCUCAUCAUGGGGUAUCUCGCCAUGUUCCGUCUCGAGGAGCUCGGUACCACUGCAUUUGCGGGUUUGGCUUUGGCACUCCAGCCGACAAGUAUGCACACGUUCUUGUCGUAUAUUUUCAACCCUGACGAGCUUCGAGGAACGCUGCAAGACCAAUGGACUCGAGUACUGGAUGCUGAGUUUGUUGAGACGCAGAUAGUCGACAAGAUGCUAAGUUUUAAGCCAGAUAUCGACAAGCUAUUAAGUCAACUUCACACUAAAGCCUUCGGGCGAACUGCUUCUCGUGACCUCACCGAUCCCGACGCUACUGCGACGUCAAGCAAGAAACUAACUGUGCCUAUAGCGCCCAAUAUUACUCAGCCAAAGCCUCGAAAAACAGUCGAGCCUAUCCGUAUUCCUCGUGAGAUCAAAGCAAACCCAGUACCUGCAUCUCUCAACAAACUGUCACUAGCAGAGCUCAAAGCUCAACAAGAAGCUCGAAUAGAGCGGAUUAAGUCUGAAGUUGCGAGCAAAUAUGACUCGGCUGACGCGUUCCAACUUGCAACUGCUACACGAGGCAGCAAUCUUGAUGCAGUACGCGAAAAAGUAGAGCGCGAGCGUGAAGCAGCUCUGCACUUUGACUUCAAGGCGAAACCUGUUCCUCAUGCCAGUACAUCAUCAGCCAGCACUGCGGAAGUGAAGCUUACAGCGGCCGCUAUCUUGCGUGAAGAUGCCCUAUAUAAACGAAAGAAAGAGCAUGAGGCAGCUUUAAUCCGUGCAUACGAGUCAGAACUACGUGAUCCCCUCGAAUUCUACCGCUGGCAAGCCAACAUGCAGCAGCAAGACGAAGCAAAUUAUCGUCGCGAGGUGGAGACGCGUCGUCUUGAGAUGGUUCAAGCGCAAUAUGACGCGAUGGAGGCUGCACGUCAAGCCAAACUCGAGAAUCGAGAGGUGGCCAACGAGAUGAAGGAACAGGCGAAAGCUCGAGCUGAAGAACGGGAAAAAGAGGAGAACGAGCUGGUCGAGAAAUACCGAAAUCUCACCGAGGAAGUCAAGCGUGUACGUGACACAGCACCGCGAGAAGCAGAGGCUCAAGUUCGAGAAGAAAACGCACGACAGCGCGAUGCAUUGCAGGAAUUCUUGGCUGCUGAAAGAGAACGUAAAGCUCAGGAAGAUGCCAAGGAGCGAGCAGCACGCGAAGACCUGAUCCGUCAGAUUCGAGCUUUAGACCGAGUGCACCGUGAACAUGUGGCUGUGUUUGACCCUACGGAGACAGCUAAGCUGGGUCUACUGGAAGAAAUGUCACUUGCAGAGCUCCGUGAACGUCUUCGCGUACGCCAUGAAGACCAGAAACGCUGGGAAGAAUCUCGACGUGAAACUAUCCUGACCGACAAACAGGAGAAGAGUGUCGAUCUGCUUGAAAAAGCGACGAGUGCUGCACGUCGACGUCGAGCUACCGCAAGUGCAAACGCUGCAGCUCGUAGCAAGAAGAAAGCCCUAGCUGCAGCAAGGGAGAUGGAAGAGCAAGCUCUUCGUAGGAAAAACAACCUCGAGCUAGCAGAGAAGCUCAAACGUCAACGAGAGGAGCGUACGCAGCAGACUGAGAAGCUCCGCUUGGAGUCUGAAGAGCUGGCUACAAGACGACGAUUCCUUGGUGCUGCGAAGAAUAUGCUGGAAGAGAAUCACUUCGAUCAGCUCAAGUGUGGCUUUGAACGACAAGCCAAGAACCGACAGGGCACGCACCAGUAUGAGUCGAUCACCAUGGAGAACGUCCGUGCUCAAGAACACCGUAUGAAUGCCGACUAUCGUGAACGUCAGAGACUCGCUAAACAAUACGAAGAACAGGAGAGAGCUAGCAUCUACGCACGAGCCAAGGAGGACGCCAGACGACGCAAUCGCGAAGAAGAUGAGACGCUACGUGCCCUUGUGCGUCAUGAACAACAACGCUUCGUACACGCUCGAGGAACUCUGCAAGCACGAAACAUCUACAAGAACUAA